AUGAUCUUUGCGGGCCGGUACACGCCGCGCCUGUACAUUGCCUACUCGACGUUCUACGCGCUCGGGUCGCUCAUGGCCAUGCAAGUGCCCUUUGUCGGCUUCAACGUGCUCAAGCAGGCCGAAUGCGCCGGCUCGCACGGCGUCUUCCUCCUCCUCCAAGUCUACUGCUUUGUCAACUGGCUCCGCGGCUUUAUCUCGGCCGGUGCGUUCCGCCGUCUCGUCGUUGUCGGCGCCGCGACGCUCGUGGCGGGCGUUGCGAUCGCGCUCGUCUUGCUGCAGCUCAUGGGCAAGGUGCAGUGGACGGGCCGGUCGCUCACGCUUCUCGACCCGACGUACGCGUCCAAGUACAUUCCGAUCAUCGCGUCCGUCUCGGAGCACCAGCCGACGACGUGGACGUCGUACUUCUUUGACUUGCACAUUCUGAACCUCACGGACGGCGGCAUCUUUGUCAUCCUCUACGGCACGGUCGCGUGGUACUUUGCCGGCGUCAUGGUGCGGCUCAUGCUGACGCUGGCGCCGAUCGCGUGCAUCCUCGCCGCCGUCGGCAUCUCGGCCACCUUGCGCAAGUUUAUGGGCUUUCUCCACCGGUCCUUCUCGGGCACGACGACGCCGCUCAAGAACGGCGUGCAGGAGGUCCACAGCGGCUUUGCGCUCGUCGUGGUCAUGGUGCUCACGGCCUUGCUCUUGAGCUACCAGUUCCACGCCGCGUACGUCUCGUCGAUGGCCUACUCGUCGCCGUCGAUUGUGAUUGAAGCCGGGCGCACGCAGAGCGGCGAGCGCGUCGUGUUUGACGACUACCGCGAGGCGUACUUUUGGCUGCGCCAGAACACGCCCGCCGACGCGCGCAUCCUCGCGUGGUGGGACUAUGGCUACCAGAUGUCGGGCAUGGCCAACCGGACCGUCAUCGUCGACAACAACACGUGGAACAACACGCACAUUGCGACGGUCGGCCGCGCGCUGGCGUCGACGGAGGAGGGUGCGUACCCGAUCCUGCAGUCGCUCGACGUCGACUAUGUGCUCGUCAUCUUUGGCGGGCUCACAGGCUACAGCUCGGACGACAUCAACAAGUUUCUCUGGCCCGUCCGCAUCGGGUCGGGCGUCUUCCCGAACGACAUGCCGGCCGAGCGCGACUUUUACUCGGCGUCGGGCAACUUUGACGUUGGCCCGGGCGGCUCGAAGAUUCUGCACAACUGCCUCGCGUACAAGCUGUGCUACUACCGCUUUGGCGAGAUGCGCACCGACUACCACCACCCGCCAGGGUUUGACCGCGCGCGCAACACGGAGGUCGGCGUCAAGAACAUCAAGCUCACGCACAUGGAGGAGGCGUUCACGUCCGAGCACUGGAUCGUGCGCAUCUUCAAGGUCAAGAAGCAGCCCAACGUGCAGCCGACCACCGAGGAGAUGAAGCGCAAGCUGCGCGAUGCGGCGUCCCAGACAGCUUCGAUCGACACGGAGAAGACGCGCUUUGUGGGCUGCGUCACGGGCGAGGACAUGCUCGGCGCCGACAAGAUUUACUCUGGCGGCGCCACGGGCGCCAACUACAACCUCGCGCUGCACCACGCCAAGGCGCACGGCAAGCGGUACUUUGCGCUCUCGCGCGUCGGCGGCGAGGGCCACGUGUUUGCGUUCGACAAGCUCGCGCUGGCCGAGAAGGACUUUGACGGCAACGGCGCCGGCUGCGAGCGCCCGUGCAUGGACUCGCAGGCGCACUUUUGCGGCUGCGCCGACUCUGGCUGCUCGGACGCGCUCGCGCAGCCCGGCAAGGGCCAGGAGCACAACCGCCGAUGGGCCAUCUACGAACGCGAAGAGGCGUAG
This is a messenger RNA of Saprolegnia parasitica CBS 223.65, 1815 nucleotides long. RefSeq lists its product as hypothetical. The transcript has 3 exons. Gene Ontology annotation, cellular component: membrane. The coding region runs from base 1 to 1815 and encodes 604 amino acids. Gene Ontology annotation, molecular function: oligosaccharyl transferase activity. The record is from RefSeq and is a predicted model, not a curated record. NCBI's taxonomy places the organism in Eukaryota, Oomycota, Saprolegniomycetes, Saprolegniales, Saprolegniaceae.